This is a messenger RNA of Armigeres subalbatus, 2944 nucleotides long. RefSeq lists its product as uncharacterized. The coding region runs from base 32 to 2944 and encodes 970 amino acids. Gene Ontology annotation, molecular function: nucleic acid binding. NCBI's taxonomy places the organism in Eukaryota, Metazoa, Arthropoda, Insecta, Diptera, Culicidae. The transcript is spliced from 3 exons. The record is from RefSeq and is a predicted model, not a curated record.
CGUUUUCAGAGUAGGAGGUGUCGAAAUACCGAUGAAUAUCGAUUCAGGAGCGGCUGCGAACAUCAUCACUAAAGAAGUUUGGGAACAGCUGAAGGAAGCAGAGGUAGAUGUCCUGGAAAUGUCCACGAAAGUCGAUCGCAACCUUAUUGCGUAUGCUUCAACCGAACCAAUGAAAACGUGUGGGAUGUUCAAGGCUGUGAUAGAAGCUGGCCAUCACAAGACGUCAGCGAAUUUCUAUGUAGUGGAAAAUGGCCAACAAUGCCUUUUGGGAGACCAAACUGCCAAACAACUACAGGUUCUUAAAAUCGGGUUUAAUGUCGACGCAAUACAAGCAAAGCAACUCAAACCAUUCCCCAAAUUCCGUGGUGUAAUGGUGGAAAUCCCAAUUGACGAAAACGUACAGCCGAUGCAACAACCAUAUCGCCGGCCGCCAAUUGCUAUUGAGGAGAAAAUUGAACACAAACUCCGCUCUUUGCUUGAACAGGACAUAAUUGAACAGGUAAAUGGGCCUUCUCCCUGGAUUUCUCCCAUGGUUCCAGUAACGAAAGAAUCUGGUGAUAUCCGCCUAUGCAUUGACAUGAGGCAAGCAAAUCAAGCAGUAUUACGAGAAACACAUCCCUUGCCCCUUGUUGAUGAGUUGCUGGGAUCCGUCGACGGAGCUGUCCGGUUUUCGAAGAUCGACAUUCGUGAGGCCUACCAUCAGAUCGAGAUAUCAGAACGAUCGAGACCAAUAACGACAUUUAUUACAAAAUAUGGGCUAUUCAGAUAUAAACGUCUCAUGUUUGGGAUAAGCUGUGCGCCGGAGCUGUUCCAGAAAGUUAUGGAAUCAAUCGUGGCAGGUCUUGAAGGCGUGAUAGUGUAUCUUGACGAUAUUGUCGUCUACGGUAGCUCGAGGGAUGAACAUAACAAAAGGUUGGCUGCACUUCUUGAAAGGCUGGCAGAGUAUGAUAUCCUCCUCAACGAAGAGAAAUGUGUAUAUGAUGUCGAUAGCUUGGAGUUUUUGGGUCACGAACUAUCAGUUAAAGGCGUUCGCCCAACGGAAAGCAGAAUCGCUGCUAUUCAAAAGUUUCGGGAACCAGAAAAUGUAUCUGAAUUGCGCAGUUUUUUAGGACUCAUUUGUUAUGUAGGACGUUUUGUACCAGAUUUGGCCGCUCGGACGGCUCCAUUGAGAGAAUUACUUCGGGCGGAAGUUCCAUUCAAAUGGACUCCAACAGAGAGUAGGGCGUUCCUAGAGAUAAAAGAGGAAAUCAGCAAAAUUGAAUAUCUCGGAUUUUUCAACCGUAAAGACAGUACUAAGCUGAUCGCAGACGCCAGUCCAAAUGGACUUGGGGCGGUACUACUGCAAGAAGAUUCUUCCGGACAUACUAGAGUGAUUGCAUAUGCUAGUAAAGCCCUAUCUGAUUUGGAGAAAAAGUAUUUUCAGACAGAGCGCGAAGCUCUUGCACUAGUGUGGGCAGUUGAUAAGUUUAAACUGUAUUUGCAAGGGAAGCGGUUCACUUUGCUAACAGACUGCAAAGCGUUGAAAUUUUUGUUCAAUCCCAAAUCGAAACCCUGUGCUAGGAUUGAACGAUGGGUUCUCCAACUACAGUCUUAUAAAUACGACGUCGAACAUAUACCAGGAACAGCCAAUAUCGCUGACGCGAUCUCCCGGCUUUCAACAGACAGAUCAUCACCCAGGACAUUUGACGAAUCGGCUGAAAAGUAUAUUCGUAGUGUUGUGGAAAGUGCAGUACCAAGUGCUGUAACGUAUUCCGAAAUAGUGCAAGAGACGGCGAACGACCAUUCCCUCCAGGAAGUCGUGCGGGCACUCCAUUUGAAGUCGGAAGUUCCAAAAAUGUACAAACCAUAUGAAAACGAACUGUGUGCUGUAGAAGGAGUCUUGUUACGUGGUAACCGGCUUGUUAUUCCGAACACUCUACGGAACCGUGUGAUAGAACUAGCACAUGAAGCACAUCCGGGUAUUGCUGCUAUGAAACGUAGGUUAAGGCAAAAGGUAUGGUGGCCCUCGGUUGAUAAGCAAGCUGAAGAAUGUGUUAAGCGCUGUAAGGAAUGUACACUUGUAUCCUCCCUUGGGCCUCCCGAACCUCUCAAACGAACUAGAAUGCCAGACAAACCGUGGAACGAUAUUGCUAUCGACUUCAUGGGACCUUUGCCAUCCAGCCAUAACUUAUUGGUUAUGGUAGAUUACUUUACUCGGUUUACAGAGGUAGUCGUUAUGAAGCAGAUAACUGCUGCCGCCGUUUUGGAGUACCGGAAUCUAUCAGGGCGGAUAACGGUCCGCAGUUCGUUAGCAGCAAACGGCGAGGUGGAACGUGCAAACAGAACUAUACUGAAACACCUAAAAAUCAGCCAAGAAACAAACAAUUCUGAUUGGAUCUGGGAUUUGCGAACGUUCCUGUUGAUGUAUAAUUCAACCCCCCAUGCAACUACAGGGGUCGCCCCUUCAAUAUUGAUGUUUGGACGCGUACUACGAGACAAGCUGCCAACGUUUCAAGAGAAGCUAGACCGUCCAAAUGAAGAAGAAAUUCGCGAUCGUGACUGGGCUCAGAAACUAAGUGGUUCAAAAUAUGCCGACAACCGUAGAAACGCUAAGCCAUCUAAAUUGAAAGAGGGAGACAUUGUUGUGGCGAAGAGAAUGAUCAAAGAGAACAAGCUCUCUUCAACUUUCGCACCGGAAGAAUUCGAAAUCGUCAAGCUAUGUGGCACGGAUGCUACUUUACGUUCAAUGCAAUCGAAACGCGAGGUUCAUCGGAAUGUUGGACAUUUGAAACCAAUUGAAACUUCAACACCGACUCAGACAUCGGAAAUUUCAGACGGAAACGCAGAAGGACAUAAUCAUCCCAAUAACCUAUUGCCACCCUCGGACAGACCAACACGCUCUACACGAAAACCAUCAUACUUGAGUGAAUACAUAAUUGAAGAAGUUCUCGACGAUAAAGUGUAA